Molecule: messenger RNA, 1550 nt
Organism: Rubroshorea leprosula
Lineage: Eukaryota; Viridiplantae; Streptophyta; Magnoliopsida; Malvales; Dipterocarpaceae
Source: the annotation of a GenBank genome assembly
CUUCCCAAAAAAAAAAAAAAAAAAGAGGGGGAAGAAGAAGAAGAAAUAAACCGUACUGGUUUCUCUUGUUGUGGUUGCCGGUAACCCACCAAAGCACCACGGGAAAGUUCAAACCUUGAUCCUAAUUUCUCCCCCAGUUCCUCCCCUUCUUUUACUUUUCAAUCCAUCAAAUUUUACUAUGAAUUAAAUGGAUUGUCUUUCUGUCUGAAAUCUUUAUUGGUCUUUGCCUUUUGGGUGUUUUGCCACUCCUACAUAGAUAUACACCCAGGAGGAAGGAGAAAAUGAGAACGGGAAAGGGAAAUCAGGAGGAGGAAGAGUACGAAGAAGAGAAACAAGGCCCUUCUUCUAAUGUUACUUCUGUUAGCAACAACCUUAACAAAGCUGAUGGGAAGAAUAGUGAGAAGGCUAAUGCAAUUCGAUCGAAGCAUUCUGUCACAGAGCAGCGGAGAAGGAGCAAAAUCAACGAGAGAUUUCAGAUGUUAAGAGAGCUAAUACCCAACACUGAUCAGAAAAGAGAUACAGCUUCAUUCCUUUUAGAGGUGAUUGAGUAUGUUCAAUAUCUACAGGAAAAGGUUCAGAAAUAUGAGGGUUCAUACCAGGGAUGGAGUCCAGAGCCCACAAAAUUGUUGCCAUGGAGAAACAGUCACUGGCGUUCUCAGGGCUUUGUUGGUAACUCUCAAGCCAUGAAAAAUGGUUCUGGUCCAGGGUCAACAUUUCCUGGAAAAUUUGAUGAGAAUAACAUUAGUAUGACCCCCACAAUGUUUACAAGUUCCCAGAAUCCAUUAGAUUGUGAACCAAAUAGGGAUGUUACCUCCAAAGCAACAGAUCAGCAGCCUGAGCUGGCAAAUAAAGGAACACCUCUAUUCAUGCCUGCUUCUGUCCAGGGAGACGGUGUGCAUUUGCAGCCUCUUCAUAGACCAGUGUCCGAUGCGCAAUUAACUGAUUCUCCUAUCCUUAGUGAUACAAUGACUCAAAUGGAGGAGCUAACUGUGGAAGGAGGAACGAUUAGCAUCUCAAGCAUUUACUCUCAGGGGUUAUUGAACUCUCUGACACAAGCACUGCACAGUGCGGGAAUAGAUCUGUCACAGGCUAACAUCUCAGUCCGGAUUGAUCUUGGAAAGAGGGCAAAUAGAGGGCUAACCCCAGGAACAUCUGCUGCUCAGGAUCCACAGAACUCCCCAAAUCAAGCCAUGACCCAUCUCAGAGAUGUGAGCACGGAAGAGGAUUUGGAUCAAGCUCAGAAGCGGAUGAAGAAAUGAUUCUCGUGUAGCAUUUUCUUGAGUGACCCUUUUUUUUUUUCUUUUUCUUUUUUUUUUUUCUUGUUUCUUUCAAUUUCUUCUUGUUUUCAAUUUUGGUUGUAUAUGCAUACCUUUGGUUCCGAUGGGAUGGUAUAUCCUGCAAUGAAUUUUAGGAACUAACAAGCUGCUCGGAUAAAUUAUUAUGUUCUAUUCAGGGGAUAAGUUGCGAGCAUUCGUGUUUGUAUAAUACAUAUUGAUUUCGGAUGUAUAAGAUGAAGCCUCUCUGCCCAUCUGGCCUUAGAAGAUGGAUUA